This is a messenger RNA of Ramularia collo-cygni, 951 nucleotides long. RefSeq names its product related to PDR16 protein. Gene Ontology annotation, molecular function: phosphatidylinositol transfer activity. The coding region runs from base 1 to 951 and encodes 316 amino acids. The record is from RefSeq and is a predicted model, not a curated record. The transcript has a single exon. Lineage: Eukaryota; Fungi; Ascomycota; Dothideomycetes; Mycosphaerellales; Mycosphaerellaceae.
AUGAAGACUUCGAUGGAUGUCCACGAUGAGCCAUUGAUAGAAAUCCUCCCAGGCCCAACUCUCACGGCCGAGCAAGAAUUGAAAUACGAUACGCUUCUAGGACUGGCAUCGCAAUGGAAUCAAUCAUUCGAUGGUUCUCCGCUUGCUGAACACGAACGCCGAUGGAUAACGCGAGAAUGUCUGAUCCGCUACUUGCGAGCUUGCAAAUGGAUCACCGAGCACAGCCUCGCCCGCCUCAAAGCCACCAUUCUAUGGCGGAGAGAACAGCGAAUCGAUGAUCUCACUGCCGAAGGACCCAUGCUCGAAGAACUCAGUACUGGCAGGCUGAUUCCCCUGGGUUACGACAAGACUGGACGCCCUUGUCUGUACUACAACCUGCUGAAGGAUACCCCGGAAUUGUCACAUGUACACCUAUCCCACCUCUUCUUCAUGACCGAAAGAGCAAUCGAUAUGAUGCACCCCGGGGUAGAAAGCAUCACCGUGAUCAUCGAUCUCAGAGGUGCUUCGCGAUCUCUCAUGCCCUCAAUGACCAAACUCCGCGCCUACAUCGCCGCUUUCCAAGAACAUAAUCCCGAACGAUUGGGAUUAGCAAUCCUACCCACUGCCAUCCCGUGGUGGUUCAAUAGCCUCUGGAAAAUCAUGCGAUUGUUCAUCGAUCCUGCUGUCAAGAAAAAGAUCAAACUCAAUCGAGAAGCUAGUCACUACAUUACAAAAGACCAAUUAUGGACYGAUCAUGGAGGAAGUCUGGAUUUCGAACUCGAUGAUGAUUACUGGGAUGAAUUUCUGGGGGAGGCGGGGAAGAGACGCGGGGAAUAUGUAAAGAGAUGGGAGGCCGCUGGGAAGCGGCUGGGGGAAUCGGAAGAGUACCUUAGGGGUGGAGGGAGAUUUGAUGAUGGAUUUGGGAUCAAUCUGACCAUGGUGGCUUGUGUGAUUGAGAAUGAAUCCUGCUAG